UCUAUAAAAUCACCAAACAACCUAUCAUGAAGUUCUCCACCAUAUGGUAUAGUAAGUAACUAAAAUUAAGCAUGAAGGUGCAUCAGUUCGCACGUGGAUUCUGGGAGCACGAACCCUCCCUCACACUCGGGUGCAAACGCUUACGCCCCCUUGCCCCCAAGCUUUCCAACACCGACACCAUUUCUCCACCUCAUCAUCCUGUUACAACCUUCGACCUCAAGAGCUUCAUCAAACCUGAAAGUGCCUCCAGAAAACUUGGAAUUGGAUCCUCCGAUGAUAAUACUAAUAAGAGAGACCCAUCUUCACCCCAGGGCCAGGCUGAAACGCAUAUUCCAGGAGGGACACGGUGGAAUCCGACUCAAGAACAAAUAGGGAUAUUGGAGAUGCUGUACAGAGGAGGGAUGCGAACUCCGAAUGCUCAACAAAUAGAGCAGAUCACAGCACAGCUUAGCAAGUACGGCAAGAUCGAAGGGAAGAACGUGUUCUAUUGGUUCCAAAACCACAAAGCACGCGAGAGACAGAAGCAGAAGCGUAACAACCUAGGCCUUGCUCAUAGUCCUCGUACUACUCUCACCACUUCACCCCCCUUUAGUUGUUGUGUAAUUACCACUAUGGACACCACAAAACGGGGGGAAGUAGUAGAAAGAGAGGAGGAAGAUAGCCCGUUGAAGAAGUGUAGGAGCUGGGCGUUUGAGUACUUGGAAGACCAAAGAGAGGAGGAACAUAGAACUCUGGAGCUUUUCCCAUUGCACCCGGAAGGCAGAUGAAGGGGUUUGUUUUAAUUGUUUGACCAAUUUAACGAGAAAUAUUUUUAGCUUUUAAUUAAUUGUUUCUGAACCCUUCAGGCUGAUUGGAAUGUAUGUGCUUUAAUUAGUUUGGUUUAGUUUUUCAUCACUUUCUUCUUUGGUUGUGUUGGGAAAGAAGAAAACACAAAGUCGUCUACAAAUGUGUACUGUUCCCUCUUUGAGACCAAAUUAACCAAACCUGCUUAAUUGUCUC
Messenger RNA from Glycine soja, 999 nucleotides. RefSeq names its product WUSCHEL-related homeobox 4-like. The record is from RefSeq and is a predicted model, not a curated record. Bases 72 to 767 code for a protein of 231 amino acids. Lineage: Eukaryota; Viridiplantae; Streptophyta; Magnoliopsida; Fabales; Fabaceae. Gene Ontology annotation, molecular function: DNA-binding transcription factor activity; DNA binding. Gene Ontology annotation, cellular component: nucleus. Gene Ontology annotation, biological process: procambium histogenesis; cell division; phloem or xylem histogenesis. The transcript has 3 exons.